GAAGAGGAGGAGCCAGAGCCCGUGGACCCCGCACUGCUCACUCCCGCGCGGCGCCGGCCCCGCAGUCUCCUCCUGGUCCCGCGCUGCGGCCCGCCGUGGACUUCUCCGGUGCAGACAUGGCCUCGGGUUCCGCCUGCAUAGCGGUGAAGAUUGGAAUAAUUGGUGGAACAGGCUUGGAUGAUCCCGAAAUUUUAGAAGGAAGAACUGAAAAAUAUGUGGAGACUCCAUUUGGCAAGCCAUCUGACGCCUUAAUUUUGGGGAAGAUAAAGAAUGUUGACUGCGUACUUCUUGCAAGACACGGCAGACAACACACCAUCAUGCCUUCAAAAGUCAACUACCAGGCAAACAUCUGGGCCUUGAAGGAAGAGGGCUGUACACAUGUCAUCGUGACCACAGCUUGCGGGUCCUUGAGAGAGGAGAUCCAGCCUGGUGACAUGGUCAUCAUCGAUCAAUUCAUUGACAGGACAUCCUUAAGGCCUCAGACCUUCUAUGAUGGAAGUCAUUGCAGUGCCAGAGGAGUGUGCCACAUCCCAAUGGCUGAACCGUUUUGCCCCAAAACAAGAGAGGUCCUCAUAGAAACAGCUAAGAAGCUUGGACUUCGGUGUCAUUCUAAGGGGACGAUAGUCACAAUUGAGGGGCCUCGUUUCAGCUCCCGGGCAGAAAGCUUUAUAUUCCGUACUUGGGGCGCGGAUGUUGUCAAUAUGACCACUGUUCCAGAGGUGGUGCUUGCUAAGGAGGCUGGAAUUUGUUAUGCAAGCAUUGCCAUGGCAACCGAUUAUGAUUGUUGGAAGGAGCAUGAAGAAGCGGUGUCAGUGGAUGGGGUUUUAAAGACCAUGAAAGAAAAUGCCAAUAAAGCCAAAAGUUUACUCCUCACUGCUAUACCUCAAAUAGGGUCGAUGGAAUGGUCAGAAACGCUCCGAAACCUAAAGAACAUGGCCCAGUCUUCCGUUUUACCACCAAGACAUUAAAACGUCAUGGCUGACACAAGAAGACUUUCUACUUCUCGUCUUUGGGGGAUUUUGGUUAAACAAAAAUGGGAAAGAUCCAAAAGCCUUCAUGCCUUUGCCUGGAAAGAGAGACACCGUUAGAGAGUCAACCAAGAUCCCGACUUCUCCAGGACCCGGAAGGAAAGCAGACAGCGUGCUGAAAUGUAAGGGAACCAAGCCGGACAGCAUAUCCGUCUCAUUUCUCCCUAUUAAACUGACAGCAAGGAAGACGUGAGAACAUCCACUUCCCUACACUGCUAAGGAGAUGGGACCAUGUGAUUGUAAGCUGAUGCCAUGUUUUCUGCAUCUUUGUUCUAGGAGUUUCUCUUGAAGAAGUUAUGGGAGAUUCAUUCAAAGAAUCAUGUGUAAAGAAGGAUAUUACCUCUUAGUAAAAUAAUCAAAACUAUCUGAAAUAUCAAAAAAAAAAAAAAAAAAAAUAGGCGUGCCGUGUCUCUGUUACACACCUAGGCUAUGGAGCAGUCAAGUGGAAAUCAUGUUUUCUUACAAAGAAAUGAUCAAUCUUUUUCUCGACUUUUAUGUAUAAUCAAAUAAUAAAGUUGUAAAAGUUAAAAUGGACUUAGAGAACUCUGAGACUCUUUUGGUGGUGAAGCAAAGAUGACAAUAUUGUAAAUGCCCUGUGUGUGUGAGUCAAGAUAUAUAAGCCAAAUAACCCCUUUCCCCAAAUAAAGAGAUAAAGAAAUGUGCUGUGUGAAGAGCUUACAUCUUUGCUUAAGAAAGAUCCUGAGUCACCACACAGCUACUACUAUUGUAACUGAGAAAGCCAAGGCCGGAGUUUAACGCUAAAAUGUAUAAAAUGUUAAGACUGCUUCAUGGAUUAAGCCACUGUGACUCAUUACAGUGUAUCGGGCGUUUUUUAGUUACUAUUUGUUUCUACUCCUUCUUUAAGAGUUGACACAUAAUCAGUUGGCACUGUUUUCUUUUGUUUAAAAAAAGAAAGCAGGAGCCUAACUUUUGUGUUUUCAAAUUACUGUGGUUACAGAUGAUGCCCUCCAGCACUUGUAGAGGGUCUGUAAAGUGAAUUCUCUUGUGUCUGACAUUGACCUCAAGAUAAUAACUUGUUGAUUGUAAGCAAUAAAUGAACUCUGCUCCUGCAUUAAUGUUGAGGCCCUGGAUAACUGCAGUUGUAACUUCCGGCCAGUGUUGUUGCAAUGCCUCCAGCUCUGGCUGUUAGCACUCCAUGGAGACUCCCUCGUGAGUCCUGACCAGGGCUUUUGGUUGGUUUUACUUACUGCAGUGUAAACAGUUCUUUCCCCUUAGUCACCGUGGAGCAGGCGUCUGUCUUAUUGCCUUUAGAAAAUGCUGCUCUCUUCAACAUGGAGAAUGGUUUUCUUCAGUGGCCUUUCGAGCAUUGUCAUGUGCGGACUUCUUUUUCCUUAAUCCUUCAUUAUGAUGGUGAAAUAUGCAUAUAGUAACUAAGUCUGGUUCAACAUGAUGCUGUCCUUUUCAUCCACUAUCCUACAGGUGUCAUAAUUCCACUCUUUUCUGACAAAAUGAAAUCUCAUCAUGAAUCCUUUCCAUAUCCGUCAUCCAUUAUUUGUUGAUGCUCCUGUGGGCUGUUCCUUCCGUAACGUAGCUGUUCCCAGUAGUGCUUUAAUAAACAUGGGUGUGCAGACUUCUCAGAUGGCCAGGUUAUACUUCUGCGUUUGUGUUGGGUCUUGGCUAUUGCUGUUUAUAUAGAAACUCCUCUUUGACAACCACUAUCUAAGCCAUUUGCCUGGUUGGUCUUUAGACAAUUUGUCUGGUUGGUCUUUAGACAGAUUCCAGACCUCAGACCUAGUCAAGGGCAUCACUUGGUCCACUGUACUUUUUUUUUUUUUUUUACAACUUUUUAUUGGUUCUAAUUGGUUGAAUUUCUCAUCAUUCACACCAAUCCAUUCAUCUUCCCUCCCCUCAUACCCACCCUCCACCCUUGCCACCUCCCCAGCCAAUAGAACUGUAGUGAGUGUCCCACAGUGUGUCCCAUAGUAUACUCUUUUGUCCACAUUUCUUGGCUUGCAAAUGUUCAUUGCAUUGAGUUCUUGGUCUAGCACUGGCCUCUGGCUUCUGCUACACUAGCAAUACUGGAACUUCACUGGGACUCAUUUCAUAUAUCUUGUUGUUGUCCUGUGCAGUGGAGAUCCUGUAGUGUUCAAUCUGUAGGACCAGCUCCGUCACUCACUACAGCAGUUCAUCUGUGGGGUACGUGUUGGGGUAUGCCAAUUCAAAGCCUUGGAUCUGGGCCUGAGUUAUCUGAGCUGGUCAGCCCACCAGCCCUCCUGCACCCACACUACCAGGACAAGCUCCUCCCCCUUGCCAGCUAGCCCAUCCAAUGCUGCAGCCAGCAAGGAGCAGAUCCAGCUCUUUCAUUCAUGCCCUCAGGGCUGCUUGUCCACACCCAUGACAUCAGGGCCAGCAGCUCUACUGUGCCACUCAGGCCAGGUGCAUUCUCUCCUGAGUUCUGCAGCAGGUAAGAGGCUGGGCUGGCUCUCCUGCUCUCUCAACUGUAGGGCCAGCUCGAGGUUCAGGGCCCAUUCUACUUUCUCAGCUCCAGAGCCAGCAGGGGAGGAGAGCAUCUCUCCUUCAUCUGUGACAAUGCACAGCAGACAAGACAGGCUCUGUUCUCCCAUGCUCAGGCCCUUGAGGACAGCUCAUCUACAACCUCCACAACCAGGGCCAGUUCUAUUAUAUUGCCCAGGUGAGAUGCAGGGCCAGCUCUCCUGUCUGCCCUAGGUGACAAGGGGCAAGUGAUAGGGAGGGGUCAUCUCUUUCUUACCUGUGUCAUGAAGUUGCAGGGCCAGCUCUUCCACACUCGUGGUCUUGGGACCAGCUCAUCAGUGACCUAUCCACCCACCCGGUAUCAGCUUUACUACCCAGGAAAGGUGCAGGGCCUGCUCUCUUGAGUACUGCAGCUGGCUAAGGAUAGGGUCAGUUUUCCCAUGAUGCCCAGGUGGUGCCAUUUCUAUACAACUCUCAGACAUCAACAUGUCCCCAGGUGGCAGUCCAGACCAGAGACAUCCACCUGCAUAACCGACCUCUUACAUAAAGUUGUACCUCAUUACCCUCAUGUCUCCAGUUCUGCAUCUCUUUCAUUGUGCCCACAUUCUUCUCUUUCUCUUCCAUUUCUCCACCACUUACUCUCUCCUCUUAGUGGCACCCAAGGUCUCUGAGGUACCUGGCAGGGGUCAUCUCAGGCAAGGUCUGCACUGACAGGCCUACGUGGUGCUGGACUGGCUCAUCACAGGCUAGCUCCCUAUCUGAGUCGUCUUGGGCUGUCUCUCUCUAGCCUGGGGCCCAUGGUCCCAGGUGGGAUUCUUCUAGUCUCUAGCUUGCUCCCCACCCUGGGAGCCUGUCAGAGCCUGCACCAUGCUAGACUAGUGGUCAUCUCAGGCUAGCUCUCUGUCCGGGGGGCCUCUUGGCACUGGAUUGGUAGUGGACUCAGGCUUGCAUUUUUCAGGGUAUGUUAGGUUACUAAUCAUUCAAAUGUUCACAAGUCAGAACACUGAGCAUAGACCUCUCCUCUCUGCCACUUACUGACUCAUGCACACAGCAGCCACAUUUGCAAUGCCUCUAGGGGCAGGCCCAUUGUACUUCUGUUUUAACUAUUUUACUAUUUAUUAGGUUAUGUCAGCACACAAAUGUGCUUCACUUCUCUGUUUCAAGAUGUGUAUGUGUGGUGCUGCAUAUCAAGCCUUGUGCAUGCCUGGCUAACACUGUACCAUGGAGCCGUACUUCUUGGCCUCCAUUACAGUUCUUUGUUGUCUAAUUUCUUUGGCUUGCUUUGGAAUAAAAUCCUUUCUUAGUUUUUUUGUUUGUUUUUGUUUUUGUUUUGCCUUAGUGUGUACACAAUACCCUUUGUUGCUGUGAUAAAAUAACUUGACAAAAGCAACUUAAGGAAGUAUGGGUUUAUUUUGCUUCACAGUGCAAGAGUGCAGCCCAGGGCUUGAGGCAGCUGCCCACAUUGCAUCUACAAUGAAGAAGUGGAAAAUGAUAAAUGCUUGUGCUCAGCUCACGUUAUCAUUUUUAUAUAGUCUGGGAUUCCAGCAUAGGGAAUGGUGCCGCCCAUACUAGGUCUACUCAAGUUGGGUGUUCCCACUUUAGAAAACCUAAUCAACAUAAUCCUCAUCAGGCAUGCCCAGAGUUCAUCUCCUGGGUUACUCUAGAUCUCAUCUAGAGUUGACAACUCUCAUUAAGCAUAACAUUCUCCAUUCUCUUGCUCUGUUCCAAAUCAAAUUUUGGCACCUCCAGUACCACCUUCUUUCCCUUGGUCUAAUCCACUCACUAUCCGACAGCCCAUUCUCUGUACUUCCCAAGCACUUUAUUCUAUUGUUACACUGUUAUAAUUGCCUAUUUCAUUAUACAUUGGCAUGUGGUUCUGUUUAGUGUCCCCAGAUUCUUUACACAGUAACUAACACAGAAGAAGUACUGUUUGCCCUUCUUAAAUAAGUCUGCAAGUCUAUGAAAUUUUGGCCUAUUCGUAUUUCAACCAUCUUUCCAUUUUCAGCUGGAAUCACUGGUUCCAUAAAACCUUGUUAGGCAAGCCCAAAGUAAAUAGUCCACCUUAGGUAUUUUCAGGCCACCUAGAGUCUGUUACCCAUUUGUUAUAAUGGACAACAUAAAGCUAUGUACAUAGUUUGUCGCCCAACUAGAUAGUUAAAAUAAUGGAAAAUCUAGAAAAAAAAAUGGCUUAUGUGUUAAUUGUUCAAUAAAAAUCCAAUGAGUUA
Arvicanthis niloticus (Nile rat) is the source of this 5707-nucleotide messenger RNA. It is a transcript of the gene Mtap, whose product is annotated as methylthioadenosine phosphorylase. Gene Ontology annotation, molecular function: S-methyl-5-thioadenosine phosphorylase activity. Lineage: Eukaryota; Metazoa; Chordata; Mammalia; Rodentia; Muridae. Gene Ontology annotation, cellular component: cytosol. The record is from RefSeq and is a predicted model, not a curated record. Gene Ontology annotation, biological process: nucleoside metabolic process.